CUUUUGCGUGUGGAGCUGUGUGAUUAUGGACUCUCCGUUCAAGCCUGAUGUUCUUAAAGGGAAGGUUGCUCUCAUCACCGGCGGCGGAUCCGGCAUCGGUUUCGAGAUCUCCUCUCAGUUCGGCAAACAUGGAGCUUCCAUCGCCAUCAUGGGCCGCCGGAAACAAGUCCUCGACGCCGCCGUCUCUGAUCUCCGAUCUCUCGGAAUUCCGGCAAUUGGAUUGGAAGGUGAUGUUCGUAAGCCAGAGGAUGCGAGAAGAGUCGUGGAGUCGACUUAUCAGCAUUUCGGUAGGAUUGAUAUUCUCGUUAACGCCGCCGCUGGAAAUUUCCUCGCCGCGGCUGAGGAUUUGUCCUCCAACGGCUUCCGAACAGUUUUAGACAUUGAUGCAGUGGGAACAUUCAACAUGUGCCACGAAGCACUCAAGUACCUUAAGAAAGGAGGGCCUGGGAGAGACUCAUCAACCGGCGGCGGUUCGAUUCUCAACAUAAGUGCUACUUUGCACUACACAGCUUCUUGGUACCAAAUCCAUGUAUCUGCAGCCAAGGCUGCAGUCGACGCUACGACAAGGAACUUGGCAUUGGAGUGGGGAACUGAUUACGAGAUUAGAGUGAACGGGAUUGCACCAGGCCCUAUUAGAGGUACACCUGGAAUGAGUAAACUUGUACCUGAAGAGAUUGAAAGCCAAGCCCGAGAGCUCAUGCCUCUCUAUAAACUUGGAGAUAAGUGGGAUAUCGCCAUGGCUGCACUCUACCUCACCUGUGAUUCUGGGAAGUAUGUGAAUGGACUGACAAUGGCGGUAGAUAAUGGACUGUGGCUUAGCAAACCUCGCCAUUUGCCCAGAGAAGCAGUGAAGGAACUCUCUCGUGUGGUGGAGAAGAGGUCCAGGGGAAAGCCUUCCACCGGCGGCGUUGCUUCCUCCGCCGCAACUCGCGCACGCGCCUCCCUUUUGCCCAUUCCCUCUAAAUCUAUCUCCGCGCGUCCUCUCGGCUUCUCCGCCGUACUCGACUCCCGCAGUUUCUCCCUCCACGUCGCCUCCAAGGUUCAGUCGGUGCGCGGGAAAGGGAGCAGGGGAGUUGUUUCCAUGGCGAAGAAGAGCGUCGGCGAUCUGUCCUCCGCUGAUUUGAAGGGGAAGAAGGUCUUCGUGAGAGCUGAUCUCAAUGUACCUCUCGAUGACAACCAGACAAUCACUGACGACACCAGAAUCCGCGCCGCCAUUCCCACAAUCAAGUAUUUGAUCGACAAUGGCGCUAAAGUCAUCCUCUCCACUCAUCUGGGGAGGCCAAAGGGAGUCACACCAAAGUUCAGUUUAGCUCCUCUUGUCCCAAGGCUCUCCGAGCUUCUUGGUAUUGAGGUCAAGAAAGCUGACGAUUGUAUCGGCCCGGAAGUAGAAAGCUUGGUGGCUUCUCUUCCUGAAGGUGGUGUUCUGCUUCUUGAGAACGUCAGGUUUUACAAGGAGGAAGAGAAGAACGACCCUGAGUUCGCCAAGAAGCUCGCUUCUCUAGCUGAUCUCUAUGUCAAUGACGCUUUUGGAACUGCUCACAGAGCUCAUGCUUCUACCGAGGGAGUCACAAAGUUCUUGAAGCCCUCCGUUGCUGGUUUCCUUCUGCAAAAGGAGCUUGAUUACCUUGUGGGCGCUGUUUCAAACCCAAAGAGGCCAUUUGCAGCCAUCGUGGGUGGUUCCAAGGUCUCAUCCAAGAUUGGAGUUAUUGAAUCGCUUCUUGAGAAGUGUGAUAUCCUUCUUCUUGGUGGUGGAAUGAUCUUCACGUUCUACAAGGCACAAGGUCUUUCUGUUGGCUCGUCCCUUGUUGAAGAAGACAAACUUGAAUUGGCUACAUCUCUCCUUGCCAAAGCUAAGGCCAAAGGAGUCUCUCUCUUGUUGCCAACCGAUGUUGUGGUUGCUGACAAGUUCGCUCCUGAUGCCAACAGCAAGAUUGUGCCUGCAUCAGGCAUUGAGGACGGAUGGAUGGGAUUGGACAUUGGUCCAGACUCUAUAAAAACUUUCAACGAAGCUCUGGACACAACACAGACGGUCAUUUGGAAUGGACCUAUGGGAGUUUUCGAGAUGGAAAAGUUUGCAGCUGGAACAGAGGCGGUUGCGAAUAAACUAGCAGAGCUAAGUGAAAAAGGAGUGACAACGAUAAUAGGAGGAGGAGACUCAGUGGCUGCAGUGGAGAAAGUGGGAGUCGCAGGAGUGAUGAGUCACAUCUCCACUGGUGGUGGAGCCAGCUUGGAGCUCUUGGAAGGCAAAGUACUUCCCGGUGUGAUCGCACUUGAUGAAGCGAUCCCAGUCACCGUU
Molecule: messenger RNA, 2296 nt
Organism: Thlaspi arvense
Lineage: Eukaryota; Viridiplantae; Streptophyta; Magnoliopsida; Brassicales; Brassicaceae
Source: the annotation of a GenBank genome assembly